Messenger RNA from Labrus mixtus (cuckoo wrasse), 3784 nucleotides. Its product is annotated as septin-9-like. The transcript is spliced from 12 exons. Gene Ontology annotation, biological process: cytoskeleton-dependent cytokinesis. The record is from RefSeq and is a predicted model, not a curated record. Gene Ontology annotation, molecular function: GTPase activity; molecular adaptor activity; GTP binding. NCBI's taxonomy places the organism in Eukaryota, Metazoa, Chordata, Actinopteri, Labriformes, Labridae. Bases 340 to 2235 code for a protein of 631 amino acids. Gene Ontology annotation, cellular component: septin ring; microtubule cytoskeleton; cell division site.
GAGAUAUCGUCUCCAUUCCCAAACAGCGCGUCUCCCCGAGUGGUGGUCCGCAGUGGAUAAUAAGAAGACGGUUAUCAGAUCAGGAAGUUGAACAAGACGCGAGUUUACCUGCGCUCAGGUGCGUUUUUUUUUUUAAAAAGUUGACCGUCCAGGAGUGGCAUAGGAAAAGACACAGUGAGGGCUCAAAGAGAGAGAAAGAAGAGCGCACAGACAGAAACAACCGGGAAAAGUCACGGAUGCAACCGUCUUUAUUGACUCAGUGAGAAACCGGAGCUGCUCAUCAGAUCAUCAAACUGUUUAAACGCUUUAAAACCAAGAGAGGAGACAUCCAGAGGAACCAUGAGGAAAUCUUCAUAUCCAGUGAGAUCAGCCAGCGCUCGGGCGAAGAGAACAGAACGAGAGGUAUCGGGCAUCACCAGUCCCACGCUGAAAAGGUCGUUUGAGGUUGAGGAGACAGAUUCAUCCACACAUCCCUCGCCCCUGUCUCGUCGGACCACCAACCCUCUCCGCUCUUCCACCUCUUCCGCUUCCAGUCAGCGGAGCUAUGACCUAAGCUCCCGCAGCUCUGACUACUCCUCUUCCAGAUCUUCUCCCACUGACUCCAAUCCACGCUCUCCAAAGACCGGCAUGAGGCGAAUUGAGUUAUCAGGGGCUCGUAACCCUGAGGCAGCCUCUGCCCGCCGCACUGAAAUCUCCAUUGAGGUCUCCUCGAAGCAGGUUGACAACUCACCGAGCGCAGGCAUCGCUCGCUUCGGCCUCAAGCGGCCUGAGGUCAGCUUGAGCAGUCGGAGUACUCCUCUGGACACCUCCUCCAACUCCUUCUCAACAAACAGGAGGGCAGAGCUCAGCAUGACACGGUCCAGUGAGCCCCCUGCCCCUCCCAGGAGGAUGGACGCCCAGCUGUCCUCAGCCCCAGUCUCAAGGAUCCCCGAGCCACCUCAGAGAAGAGUAGAUCCCCCGUCCCCUGCCAUCAGCCCAGUCGAAGGGGCCCUGAGGAGGCCAGAGAUGCCCGUCUUCAAGCAGCCAGAUGGUUUGGUGCAAGGCAGUCCAGUGGAGAACAACAACCAUCCGCCUCCUGCACCCAGUGCACCUCUGCCGUCCCUGGUGGAGCCCAGGGUGGAGAGGGUGCAGUCUCCUGUCACAGAGACGCCCACAGCCAGACCAACAGACCGGCCAGAAGUGAUCCCCAGCUACAACAGCAGUGCCAUGUCUGAGGCGGUGUUGCCUGACACGAUGGUGUCUCCUGCGGUGGGUGCUCUGUACGGGGAGAAGGCCGGGGGUCCCGUGGUGGACUUCAGUUACGUUGGCAUUGACGCCAUUCUGGAGCAGAUGAGGAGGAAGGCCAUGAAGCAGGGAUUUGAGCUCAACAUUAUGGUUGUGGGACAGAGCGGCCUGGGAAAGUCAACUCUGAUGAACACCCUGUUCAAGUCUAAAGUCAGCCGUAAGUCAGUGCUGGCCACGGCCCAGGAGAAGAUCCCCAAAACAAUCGAAAUAAAGUCCAUCAGUCACGACAUCGAGGAGAAGGGAGUGAGAAUGAAGCUGACAGUCAUCGACACACCAGGAUUUGGAGACCAGAUCAACAACGAGAACUGCUGGCAGCCCAUCAUGAAGUUCAUCAAUGACCAGUAUGAGGCGUACCUGCAGGAGGAGAUCAACAUCGACAGAAAGAAAAGGAUCCCUGACUCCAGAGUCCACUGCUGCAUAUACUUCAUCCCCCCCACCGGACACUGUCUGCGGCCUCUUGAUGUAGAGUUCAUGAGACGUCUCAGUAAGGUGGUCAACAUCGUACCAGUCAUUGCCAAAGCAGAUACUCUCACCUUGGAGGAGAGAGACUUCUUCAAAAAGAAGAUCAGGGAAGAGCUGCGAGCCAACGGGAUCGACGUUUACCCUCAGAAAGAGUUUGACGAGGACGCAGAGGACAGAAUGAUCAACGAGAAGAUCAGGGAGAUGAUUCCUUUUGCUGUGGUGGGCAGCGACCAGGAGUACCAGGUGAACGGCAGGAGGCUGCUGGGGAGGAAAACCAAGUGGGGGACAAUUGAAGUUGAGAACAUUGCUCACUGUGAGUUUGCUUAUUUACGGGAUCUCCUCAUCAGGACCCAUAUGCAGAACAUUAAGGACAUCACCAGCAGCAUCCACUAUGAAAUGUAUCGUGUGAGACGCCUCAAUGAGAACAACACGGCGGUGUCUCAUGCCAACGGUCUCCCAGAACACCAUCUCUCCUCCCACGAGAUGUAAACGCCACCUGCACGCACGUGGGCGCCCUCACCUGUGUGUCAAUGAGACUCCGUUUUUAACCGACAGUCUUCCCUCCACUCCAUCCAUCUCCAUCGCACAGGUGGGACAGAAACUUAGGAGACUUUAUAUUUCAGUGACUUUGAGCAGCCCCAUGGACUCUCCCCCGUCCGUGUACCGGCUCCUGAACGAACACUUUCCUCUCACUGCCGCCGAGAAAGACGUGAAGUGAAGUCAUCGUGAUGUGCUGCAGCUUGAUUUUACCGCCUUUGUCAUCCGGCCUUUGUGGGUUUUUUUAACUUGUGGUGCCAAACAAUAAGCAUCUGCCAAACACAACGGACGGACGCUUUCAAAUCUUUCAGUGUCAGAAGUGCCUUAAUUAUCUUGUUAACCUCGUCCACUUUUACUUUAUUCAACUUUGAUGUUUUUAAGCAGUGCCUUUCAGAAUUGAUGCAUUAACAAAAGCACAUUUUUCUAUGGAAGCCUUCAGCCAUCAUGCAUCCAUACAUUUUAUUUACUCCGUUUUUUCCUUGGACACAGAGUUAUGUCCCGUUGUUUUUCUCAAAGUUUUGUAAUCUCGAGAUAACAAAGCUGGGUUAGUCAUGAUAACAGGAUCUUUUUCUGGAGAUCUAGAAAACAAAAUAAUAUUCUGGUCACUGUGAAAGGCCGGAUUGUUGUCUGCGAUGCUGAGAAUAUGAGAUAAAUAAGACAAAUCUGGAGUAAACACUCUUAUCAUUUGAAUUUAAGGAGUAAAUAAAAAGUACUGAUGCAUGUCUGCUAAGGGCUUCACUGAUUUCUCUCUUUGUAUGAACAUACGUGGGAAGUGAUGAUACUCGGUGUUGCUCUCGAUCACUGCAUACGUCUGUCUUUUGAAAACAUCUUGGAACGGGGCCGAGCAGCACUCUGCGGUCUGUUUAUGUGACGCAGCAUUAUUCAGAUCUUUCCUCAACUUUGAACCAAAGAAAGGUCAUCAAAUCCCACGUACCAUGUUUCCGCUCAUAUGUUUCACACGUUGUGUUUUCAUUUAAAUGUAGAUAUCAUGUUCAAUAUGGAUUUUUUUUUUAAUUCUUAGUAAUAAAUGUCUUCUUUUUUUUUAUUGAUAGGAAUAUCUACAGAGUGAUUUAAGACGAAUAAGUAUUUAUGCACGAUAUCAAAUGUGAACGUUUGUCAUCUGUUUUGGUCCACUUAUUCACUUUCUAUCACACACACACACACACUCAUGUGUUUCCUGCCCUGUCGCCCGUCUUAGUGCCUUAUUUAUUGGAGAAUGUUUGCGAGCAUGUUGGCUGAAACUGGACAGAGAAGCAGGUUUGUUUGUUGGUGCCAAAUAGACAACAUUUAGACAUUAUUUUUUAACCCCUCUCUCCACUUCACCCCCCAUAAUCUACCAAUGAUCGAUCUCAGUUUGAACCAUAUAUAAUGUUUUUAUCUGUCAUGCUCUGUCCUGUAUAUGCGUCUGUGUUCUGCAAACAUUUUUGUACUUGUAUUAUUGAUAAUAACAAAGUUUCCUUUAUAUUAUUUUAAAGAAAUAAAGAUUCAAGUUGUAAAAAUA